This is a messenger RNA of Mangifera indica (mango), 920 nucleotides long. RefSeq names its product NDR1/HIN1-like protein 12. The record is from RefSeq and is a predicted model, not a curated record. Lineage: Eukaryota; Viridiplantae; Streptophyta; Magnoliopsida; Sapindales; Anacardiaceae. Bases 258 to 857 code for a protein of 199 amino acids. Gene Ontology annotation, biological process: defense response to other organism. The transcript has a single exon.
GCCCAUACUUCCCUUCCUUUAUGUUUGCUUUUUAUUCUUCACCUUCUCCAUCUUUCUUUUUUUGAAUUUUCAAUCGCCACCAUCACCACCUUGCUUUUCUUUGCUUAAACACACUCUCUCACAGUCUCUACAUCUACCUUAGCAAUGUGUUUCUUAAAUAUAAAAUAAAUAUCUACGUUGAAAGGGCAGAAGCGCAGAAACAAACACAAGAAGAAACCCACCAAGACAAAUCAAACACUACUGAUCAAAAACUACGCAUGGGAUCACCAACAGACUCCACCGUCAAACAUUCAAGCUCUGUUCUCUGCAAAGUUGUAGCAAUCUUCCUCCUUUUAGCGGCUGUCACAGCCUUCACAGUCUGGCUCGUCUACCGGCCUCAUAAACCCCGCUUCCGUGUGGUUGGGGCUGCCAUUUAUAACCUCAACGCCACCGCACCACCGUUUAUUUCCACCUCCAUGCAGUUCACUCUUGUCACAAGAAAUCCUAACAAGAGAGUUGACAUAAUAUACGACAAGUUAUCUGCAUAUGUUUCGUAUAGAAACCAGCAAAUAACACCACCCAUAGUUUUGCCUCCGCUUUAUCAUGAGACAAAGAGCACAGUGGCGCUAUCUCCAGUUUUGGGUGGUGUGCCAGUACCUGUGUCGGCGGAGGUGGUGAAUGGGUUGGUGAUGGAUGAAAGUUAUGGAGUGGUGAACUUGAGGGUUGUACUUUUGGGGAAGUUAAAAUGGAAAGCUGGUGCCAUAAGGACAGCGAGAUACGGAGUUUAUGUGAAGUGUGAUGUUUGGGUUGGUUUUAAGAAGGGUUUUGUAGGUCAAGUUCCUUUGCUUGGGGCUCCUCCAUGUAAAGUUGAUAUAUGAAAUAUAUGGACAUGUAAGCUCUUGCUUUUAAAGCUUUUUUCUUCAUGCACUCCUUUUUGUGAA